UGACGCGCUUCGCAUUUUUCCGCCGCGAGAGGGACGCCGCGAAAUCGCGCCCACGCGGACAGCCGGACGGCAUAUUAUCGCCGCGGCGCUGUAUCUUGUUUGCGCUAUGCAAUUGCCGCGAAAUUCCGUGUAGAACGCGGCCAGACAGCGCCGUCUCGAGAACCGCCAACUCUCCGCGGCUGUCUCAAUUAUAGAACGUCGUGCACCUAGCCGAAGCGGCCGAAAAUUUGCCCGUUCAACGCGACCGACUAAUGCCGGCUAAUGCCGGCUAAUGGCGCACGUGCGCGGCUCUGUGCGAUCUUGUAUCGACCAGCGCCGCGAGUUGUACGUUUUUCUCGCGCCCGACUCGCCGGCGUUAUUAUUCCACGUACGCGAUCAGCACCGUAACUUCGUAUAGGUACUUUUCCAUAAAUUGAGCGGCAUUCGGCGCAUGUAUUACGAUUUUUCCGUAUUACGCGCUGAACUUCGCCAAUAGGGACCCGGCCGAGGCCACGAUUCGGACUCGCGCCAGAGGAACGCCGCGGAAUUAUAAAGAGGGUCUGGUCUGUGCGCGCAUCGAAACGAUGCAUUACACUAGCGUGGUGCGAUCUGGCGGGCUGAUUAUCGAUUUCUCGCGCGACUUCCUUCGCCGAGACAUCCCACGUAGAAAUAUGUCUGCUGUUCGCGUUAUUCCGUCGACGCGACGCAGCUACCGAACUCUGUUGCGCUCUCGUCGACUUGGUCGAAUUAUUCGUCGUCGUCUAACUUGAUUCAUAAAAAUUAAUUUAUAUGGCAAACACAGAGCCUCCGUCGUUUCUCGCGCGAGGUCUCUCGUGUCCCUGGAAGUUCUCGCAGGACUUCAACUUCGGUACUUCACUUUCUCCAUUUAACGGGCCAUUUAUGGGCGACGCCGGCGUUUUAACUCUCAGCCGCUUUUAAAUACCUCGAGGGACCCGUCUGGCCUCGUUUAAAUUCGGAGUGUGUCGUAAAUUUUCGGACUUCUCUCUGCACCGGUGUAGGGAACGGAUUGAGAGCUACUUAGGAGGCUGUACAAACACACUCGUCUCGAUGAUGAGACCCGCGACUUUUCGUAUAUUCGUCUGAUCGGUAUUUUAGACAAGCUGCGAUGGCUCUUCUGUAGGAUAGUUGGCUUCUUUUCACGUUUUACGUCCCUUCGAGCAAAGCUCAUGGAAAAACUCGCCCGUAAACCGCCGCCGCUCGCGUUUUCAUCGUCGGGACGGAAUUUUCAGCUGGAUUUUUAUCGCGCCACGCCGGUGCAUAUUUUCGUGACAUACGUCCUUAGUAUGUCGCAUACAUAAUUUACGCGUCUUUGUUCCGGUAAUUAUUGUCGCGACUGACAAUGGACAAUGGCGCGUUUAAUGUAUCAUUAUGAAAAGAAAUAUUCGUCCAUCGUGCAUUGUCGACCGUGCCGCGAGACGCGGCUUUGUGGAACGUCGGUUAUGAAAUAUGGAUAUUGCAGUAACGAUACAAUGAAAGGCGAGAGAGACGCACUGUCUUACAUACUCUCGUCGUUCCUCUCGUCGCGCAUCGUCCGUUUAUUAUCUAUUGACUGCUGCGCGACGAUACAGGUAAUGAGAUACGCUUGCGAAAAGCAUCAAGCGUCAUAUCAGCUGAUAGGAAAACACGCUUUUCACUGACGCGGCGAUUGCACCAUCGGACCUGGCGCGCACAAUCGCCCGAGGGGAAAGAAAAGUGGCGAUUUGUUGCUCACUGUUCGCGUCUGCCCGUGGAUGUUCUGAGCGAAAAGAAAUCUCCACAUCGCGCCGACACGUGCGCAUAAAUCGUACGGUGUAAUUUUCCUCGAGGUCUCGGGGUUUACUGCGCCGGGGGACGACUCCGAGGACUCGUUUCAGCACGGGAGGUCAGAUCAGGUCGCGACAGCGGGCCCCUUUAAAAAUUGCAAACGCUCCGGCCUUUCUCGCAAUUGUCCUGGUAACGCACAGAAAAAUAUGAUCACCUGAGGCGAGACUCGAUCGUUUCCGGUACGAGAGAAGAAUCUCGUUGCGAUGAGGAUUUCUGUGCUGCGACGGCGAGGUGAGGAAGAUCGAGGGGGCCCCGAGGAGGAAGCAGUCGAGAAGAGAGCUCGCCAUGAAGUCUCAGCGAGUCGUGGGCCGAUUGCCAGGAGACUACGCCAAGAGAAAAAGGGUUCUCGGAAGGAGAGGCUCCCUGCCGCGCUGGCUGCACUUUUCGAGGGCCUCGCCUCGCCUUGCCGGGCUAAAGACGGCUUGCCAAAUCGCGUGUACGAGUUAAUUGAGUAAUGCCUGCCGUCUGCGACGUAGCCGGCUAUUUUCGCGAACCGGGUCCCGUCGUACCGUAGGUCCCCAUCCUUCGGGCGAUCUGCUGUUCGUAAAGCACGACGCAUAUGCUGUUGAUGGAUGCUUUCCUCCAGAACAACAGACUGGAUCAUGUCUCGAGGGUAAUGUCUUCUCAUCCAACGUAUCUGGAUCAUUUCCUUCGGACGCAACAUUUUAUCCUCAGGGGUGACGGACCACUUCCUUAUGACUACAGGCAUCUCAUUGCCAUUAUGGCCGCGGGCAGGCACCAGUGUAGCUACCUUAUAAACCUGCAGAAGGGAGAGUUCCUGCUGCAGGGCGGUGACCUCUCGUGGCUCCAAGGCCUGAGAUCGAUUCCAGGGAAGCUACAAGAUCUCUAUGAGAUCAAUAAGAUCCUAGCUCACAGACCGUGGCUCCUGACCAAGGCGCACAUAGAGAAACUGACUAAGGGCGACGAUAAUUGGACCAUAGCCGAGGUCGUUCACGCGAUAGUCCUAUUAGCCCACUUCCACUCAUUAUCUUCUUUCGUAUUUUCCUGCGGGAUUAAUGAGGAAUUAGAUAAUGUGACCGGUCAUCACUACAAGGACAACAGCCAGGAAAAUAGUAGUAAAGUACCACCAGCCAAAGAUAAACUCUCCAGCAGUCCUAAGAAGAUUCCCAACAAUGACGGCAAGACUGAAAAUGUACCGUCGCCGCCAUCAUCGCCGAGCAUAGUCGGCGAGCAGGAGGUCGGAGUGGAGACUCUGAUGGAACGUAUGAAGCGCCUCUCGGAAAAGUCCGAGUCUUAUCAGAUCACGCAGGAGGAGCUGUCGAAGAGAUUCGAGACUGUCGAGACGCAAUCAGCCGAGCUGGCGGCAGCACCGCAGAGGAGUAGCUCGGUUCUCGACUCGGAUAUCGGUCUUUUCAUCGAGGACCCCACUUUCAUCUACCAGGAUUUCGCCAAGCGCGGUCAGCUGAACGACAUACCGACCUUCCGCGUCCAGGACUGCUCCUGGGACGAUCACGGAUACUCCCUGGUAAAUCGUCUUUACAACGACGUUGGCAAUCUGCUCGAUGACAAGUUCAAGACCGCGUACAAUCUGACGUACUACACGAUGGGUACGCACAACAAGGUCGACACGUCCCGCUUCAGACGGGCAAUCUGGAACUACAUACAGUGCAUGUUCGGCAUAAGGCACGACGAUUACGAUUACAAUGAGGUCAAUCAAUUGCUCGAACGAAGUCUGAAGACCUUCAUCAAGAGCGCCGUUUGUUAUCCGGAGCGCGUCACCAAGAGGGAUUACGAUCGUGUCAUGAGGGAAUUUAAACACAGUGAAAAGGUCCACGUGUGCCUGAUGAUCUUAGAGGCUCGCAUGCAAGCGGAAUUGCUAUAUGCUCUUCGAGUCGUGAUGCGGUAUAUGACGUAAAGCGGAGUUCCGCGUCGCCCCUUCGCCUGUCUGCUGUCUGUCAGUCAGUUUGUCGAUUUGUUUUCCCGCGCAAAUUCGCGCGAUGUUUUCGCGGGGUUCUGCACACGGCACGGCAAGGAACGAGCGAGCACGAUAUCAUCGAGUCUCAUACGAAACACACACGCACGCGACUUGAGGAGAGAGACGAAUGAGAUCCGUUGCUUUGGGCGUGUUCGACGCCAUCGUCGUAAGGUCAUCGCUACAUGGUUCGAUUGGUGUGCCGUCGGCAAUAGACGGCAAUCGUGGCUCUUCAGUAAGCGCUGAAAAGGCGAUAACGAAGAAGCAAAGAAGAAGAAAAGAAAGAACAGCGUCCGGCGUAGAUUGAGGAAGCAAGGCGGUAGGUGGAUCGCGGCGUUGUUUGAUCAUUUGUUUCUGUUGCGCUUUUGACGCGAUUCUUCGUCCAGCCGCUCGUCCGAGUCCAUCUAACGGCGAAUUCAACGCAUCUUUAGCCUCCGAGCGACUCAACGAACGCGUCGAUUGCGCAGCUCCAGUUCCGUCAAUUCGCGAAAACAUGAUCCGUAAUGGGCAAGAGUGUUUUUCUAUUUGUGUCGAGAGCGGAUCAGAGAAAAGAAUUUAAUGUAAUUGAAGAAGAUGAAAGAGGGAAAGAGAAUGAGAGAAGGAAGAGAGCAGAAUGAAAAGAAAGAGAGGAAGAGAGAUAGAGGUAUAUUGAACAGAUAGGGAGACGGGGAUGACAAGGAGGAGAGAUUUAUAAUUCGUUUUGUACAUAGACACUUGUAUUUUUCUACGUUCGACAUCGUAGCAGACUGUUAUUUGUGCGUAUCGUUUAUGUUUCAGAUCUGUUAAAGUUUGCUCUCGCCUGUUAGAAGCUUUCGCGUCGCGCUUGUAACGUUACACACACACUUCGCGUUUACGUUUCGAUCUUCCGUGCGUUUUGUAGGUGCGUCCGCACCGUUGCUUGUCGCAGGUGGACGUGCACGCGCGUACACACGCGCCGAGCGGGACAAAAGUGCGUAGCUCCAUGCAAUAUAUUUCGUUUCUCCUUUCUGUCGGAUAUCUUGUCGAAGGAUGGAAAAUUAAUCGUUAAGGGUAAAUUAUAUAAGAAAUCGGUUAACGCUGAAUCCGUAAUUAUAUGCGAGAUCAUCGUUGCGGUUUUCACUUGGACUCGUCCCGGUGUCUCACGCCCGAGUUUCGAGUUCCGGGUUUCCGUUUUCGUUGCGCGCACGCCGACAUAAAAUCGUCGGAUUACGUCGAUAUUUGAUUAUGAAGUGGCACGUAUCGACAAAUGGAAAAAGAGAGAGAGAGAGAGAGAAAGAGAAAAUCGAGAAAUUGUUUUUCGUGUCGUGUUUGCGAUGUACACAUAUACGCAUUUUAUCGUUUAUUUCCGACGACUCAGUCUCGUAACGUGAAAGCUAAUAUAAAAUCGUACCUAUCUUUCAUCAUACACGUGCGUCGACGAACCUAGAUUGUAGGACGAUCCCCGCGACCGCGUAUGUGCGUGCGUGCGUGCGAGUGAACGACAGUCGACAGAAAGUGUCGCGUGCGCGUCGAGCUAUACGCGACGCGAAUUCGGUUGUUGUCCUAGCGGAAUAAAAACACCAGAGGAAGAAAAUCGUUCUGUUCGUUCUAUGUGACAAGAAGAAGGGGAGGUUGAUGAUUUGGAGAGUUAAUAGGUACAGAUUGCUCGAGUCGUGCGCGCAAGCAAACAUCGUCGCGAGAAUCGCGACUUGUCGAUCAGUUGGGGAACACCAAUCUCUCGACGCGCGACUUUCCGCGCGUGGACGGUUAUCAACGAAUUUCCAUACCUUUGGUAUUUCCAUACCAUAGCGUUAAAACACUAGAGGAAGGAAAGAUAGAGAAAAAGAGAG
Messenger RNA from Odontomachus brunneus, 5544 nucleotides. Its product is annotated as sestrin homolog. Gene Ontology annotation, cellular component: nucleus. The transcript is spliced from 7 exons. The record is from RefSeq and is a predicted model, not a curated record. Lineage: Eukaryota; Metazoa; Arthropoda; Insecta; Hymenoptera; Formicidae. Gene Ontology annotation, biological process: negative regulation of TORC1 signaling; cellular response to L-leucine; cellular response to leucine starvation. The coding region runs from base 2363 to 3679 and encodes 438 amino acids. Gene Ontology annotation, molecular function: oxidoreductase activity, acting on peroxide as acceptor; L-leucine binding.